AUGACGUCGCAAUAUGAUCCAUUCGAACCUGAAGUACUUGGGUUAGUCAGUCAGAACACUAAUAAUAGCAAUUAUGAAGCAUCUAUCUCAUGUAGUCCCGAUGUUCAGCAACUUUUUUUUCAAGCACUUAGCUCAGGUACAGUUGUUGCAGCUAAACAUUCGUUCUUUCAUAAUAUAUCAGUAAAUCUGUACAAAAUCACUUGUGAAGAAAUAUUAGAUACGUUUGAACCGAUGACAAGCAAUACUGUUACCGUCAAAGUUUUUUUAUUUAUACAUAAUCAGAUAAAUUACAAAAUAACCUGCGAAUAUAUUCCAUCCCCAAUGGCUGUUGAUAUAUUGAAUAAAGUAGUUUAUGAUGUUGAUACAAACUUGAAUGAGCAGCAGCAACGACCGUUUGUGGAGUUUCCUAAAGAAUAUAAAGUCGACUUUGAGUCUUCCUUGAAACCAUAUUUAGAUAUGUAUCUGGCACAGAUUCACAUUCGGAAUGAUCAAAGUGGUAAUGAAAAUGACGUAUUCUUCAUUGAAGCCAAAGAAGAUGAAACAUAUCCGUGUAAAAAAUGGACAAAAGAAAUUACUGAAGCAUUCAUUUGUAUUUUGAAGAAUAAGAUUCAAGAACUUGAUAAUACCAGUAAAUGUCAAUAUAGGAACUCAGUUCAAGAAAUUCUCGAUAUAAUUGAUUCAGGACAAAAAAAAUAA
Funneliformis mosseae is the source of this 696-nucleotide messenger RNA. The record is from the annotation of a GenBank genome assembly. NCBI's taxonomy places the organism in Eukaryota, Fungi, Glomeromycota, Glomeromycetes, Glomerales, Glomeraceae.